AUGUCUCAACAAUCAUUCAAUGCUGGACAAACCAGAGGCCAUGCUCAAGAGAAGGCUGAGCAGUGGACUGAGUCUGCCAAGCAGACUGCACAGUCAGCAUGUGACAAGACCGCAGAUGUAGCGCUAUCAGCACGUGACAAGACUGCCAAUUUGACACAAUCAACACAAAGCAAGUCUGCAGAUGCAUCUCAUUCUACCCGAGAAUCAGCUCAACAUGGCCAGGAACAAACCGCUGGUUUUCUCGGUCAGACCGGUGAAUCUGUAAAGAACAUGGCUCAGGGUGCUUUCGAUGGUGUUAAGAAUAGCCUUGGCAUGAACGAGAAGAAAUGA
Brassica rapa (field mustard) is the source of this 330-nucleotide messenger RNA. Its product is annotated as late embryogenesis abundant protein 2. The record is from RefSeq and is marked provisional. Lineage: Eukaryota; Viridiplantae; Streptophyta; Magnoliopsida; Brassicales; Brassicaceae.